Messenger RNA from Bactrocera dorsalis (oriental fruit fly), 8287 nucleotides. RefSeq lists its product as uncharacterized. The transcript has a single exon. Bases 3076 to 5631 code for a protein of 851 amino acids. Lineage: Eukaryota; Metazoa; Arthropoda; Insecta; Diptera; Tephritidae. The record is from RefSeq and is a predicted model, not a curated record. Gene Ontology annotation, biological process: adenylate cyclase-activating adrenergic receptor signaling pathway. Gene Ontology annotation, cellular component: membrane. Gene Ontology annotation, molecular function: G protein-coupled receptor activity; dopamine neurotransmitter receptor activity, coupled via Gi/Go.
UAUAUAAAAAAACUGUCAAUAAUUUUGAAGAAGAAAACACAGACUACAAAACAAUUAAAAAAUAAUUAAUAAUAGUUUAAAAAAAUAAAUAUAGUGCAUUAUUAUUACUUUAAUUAAAAAAAAAAACUUUUAAUAAAGUUUUAAAAUUAUAAAUUUAAAUUUGAUGAAAAUAAUAUUAAAAAAAACACUAUAAUUUAGUAUAAAAAAAUUAUGCCAAUUAGUUUAAUAAAAUCAAUCAUAAUUCUUUAAAUAAUAAUUUUGUGAUAGCAAACGUGUAAUACAAAGAAAAAAUAUUUAAAGUAAAUCUUAAUACAAAUAACGUAAAAGCCAGACCACAAACAUUACAAACGCAAAUAAACUAAAAACCGACGAGUAAGCAGCCCCUGACUAACAACGCGCGCUUAAGCCCAACCAAGCAACGAUAUUUUCCGCAAGCUAAUUUUAAGAGACCAGAGGCGCAGAAGAAAGAAUAACGCAAAACAGUAGCAAAAACACAGACACCAGAAGAAAAGACGCGCCCAGACAGAGGCUGAACACGCCAAAGAGGCAUGAUCGCCAAUGUAAAUUGAAAGCGCGCGCGCGACAACUUCACCACUUACACUGAUAUCUGCGUACAAAACUACACAAUUAAUCAAUUUGUAACUUUAACGCAGAAAAAAGUGGAAAAAUUACAACAAAUUCUAACGAUACGCCGCCGCCAAUGUACAAUUAAAGUAUACACAUAUCAAUAGAGACGAAGCGGCAGCCAACAAACCAAGCGGCAAGUGAGCGCUGCAUACAAUAAAUGGGCGAGAGCAGAUAACUCGUGCAGCGCGCGAUACUUACAACAAAGUAGCCGACAAGCAACACCAACAACAUACAAAAUAUAUGAUGACUUGUGGAAACACCAGUGGCUAGCUUGCAUGAAACAAAACAUACUCGUGUAUGUAUGUAUAUAUAUGCCUAGCGCACUAUCAAAAAAAAACAGAAACCAAAUCAACGGUGCGUCGACUCAUCAGCACACACAUACAAGCUAUCGUGGGAAUUUUUCAAGAAUUACUGGACUUCGUCAUACAUACGAGCGCCUUGUAUCAUACUAAAGCGCUGCGUGCUUGUGAGAGCGCGGGCAUAAAUUUUGAGCAUCAAGUUGCUGCUCAAUGUGCUCAGCGCGCUCAGUGAAACGCAAAAUCACGAAAAGUGCUGCGUAACAGCGCAGCAGUACGCUUUACAAAAGCGCUAGUGAGCGCAAGUGAUACAGCGCUUUCUACCUGUUGGGCGCGAGUGCGAGCGCGAUCAAUGCCACACAGCCACCCACUUGCGCGCUCAGCUGUUUGCCAAAGCUGCGAUCGCAGAGAGGCGCUCACAUUGAAAAUACGAACAACGCGCCGCUCGCAAAUUUGUGCGCUGGGCAAUUGGUUAUAUUACAUGGCUGGCGCGCAGCGACCGCUCUACAGUUUUGCUUGAAACGUUUUGGAGUGCAGAUCGUUGAAGUUGCCAAGUGAAGAAAUUCGAAAACGGUCAAACGCGAAACAUACGAUUCGCAAAAGCAAAAAACAAAUACAAGAAAUUUUUAUUAUAUGUGCAACUGAAUGCUGAGUAAAUGUAAAUGUAUAUAGUGUAAACGCUUAGCAGCGUUCAGUUGAAGCGUUAAAUUUUACCAAUAAUCUUGCAAGUGUUACAAUAUAAAGCGCCAACUCAUAAACGCCAGCUGCAAGUUGAGAAAAGUUUGCCAAGCAAAAGCCAACGAACAGCCAACUGGAAUUGUGAAACAAUGAAUUUAUAUUUUGUUCAACAAAAAAUUGCGUGAAAUUGUGUUUAAAAAUUCGGCAAUCUUGUGGCGUGUGUAGACAACGCCACAAAAAAAGCAAGAAACAAACGCAAGCGCUCGCACUAACAAUAAGCGCUGGCAACGCGGCCGAAAGUAAAAAGCGCAAAGCAACCAGUAAACUGGUCAUAAAGUGAACGCGCCUGUGAAUUGUGCAUAAAUUUGAAAACAAGAAAACGGCAAAGCGCAAGAAAAACGAUUUUUAGUUAAAUUUGUAUAAAAUCCCCGCAAGCCAACAACAGUCCAAGUGAGGUUGAGUGUGGCGCGCAAAAAGUUGAAAAAUAAACAUAAAUUAUAAAUAUAACAAAAAAUAUACAUAUAUAUGUAUAGUUCUUAUAUAUAAAGUUUAAAAGUUGUAUAAAUUUAAGUCACAGCGCACAAAGCAGAUGCGUACGCGCUAGACAGUGAGGAACUUCAACAUUAACGCGCGGCAGUGACUUCCAACUUCAAAUAAUAUUAAAAAAAAAAAAAUAACUGCAAAUCAUACAACAAAGUUUAGCAAGUGAUUACAAGUGCUGAAAAAGUGUGCAAUUAAAGCGAAAAACUCACAAGCGCAGACGCUAAGCAGAGCAGUCAGCCACAAAGGCCAAACUAAACUUUAGCAUAUGACAAAAAAACGCAGUGACUAAGCGGAAAACAGCAAAGCAAUAGUGUAGUUGUUGGCGCAUGAAAACUUUCCGCUACAAAAACAAGAAGAAAAAGAAAAGUGAAGAAAGUGUAACCGCCCGCGCGUCACUCGACAGAUAACGCAGUUCAAAGGGAGCGUCAAGGCGUGAAAAAUCGCGAAGCAAAAACCCGCCGCGCGAACAAACAAAAACUAACAGAAGAGUGCGAUUAUUUUAAAAAAAAAAUAACAGUUAAACGUUUUUGCCUGUUACUCGUAAAGUGCGCCACGCCCCUGCGCGCCGUGCAAGCAAACGCUGACUAAGUGCCAGUAGCAAAAACAGUUGAAAGUGAAAAUUUGCAAGUGUGAACUAGCGCAGCGCGUAACAGUUUAGAACGCCGCACGCGCGCGCGCACGCUUUGUUUCUAUAAACACUGUAUUGUUGUUGUUAAAACGUGUACAAAUGCCGCGUCAGCUGCCAACACACAACAGAUUUACAACAUUUAAGCAAAAACAAGAAAAGCAAAAACAUUACAGAGCGUUAACAAAUAAAAGUGAACAUUUUCUGUGCAGCUGAGUGCAAGUGUCCACAAGAAAACCGUUGAUUUGUUAAAUCGCACAGCGCACAGCGCAUGCUAAACGCUAACACCCGCCGCUACAACAAAUAAUGGCCAUAGAUUUUCUAAUACUCGCGCUAUUGCUGUUCUCGUUCGUCAUCAAUUUGCUGGCUUUGGGCGCAUUCUGGGUGACGCCCGGUCUGCGCACCACUGCCAAUCGCUUUACCAUCAAUUUGCUGGUGAUCAAUUUGAUCGGCUGCCUCAUACUGGCGCCCACACUAUUCCUCAGUCAGGCAACGCGUCGCGUCGCUAGCAAGGAUGCCGCCGCCGGCGCUAAUGCGUCCACAUUGUCACUGGCCGCGACGGCGAGUGAUGAUCGCAUCGAGAUACUGGCCAAACCGGGUAAUCGUCAGAUGACCAUCAAGCAUAAUGGCAAAUUGGUGGAGCAGGAGGGCGUUAUUGUGCGGCGUAAUUUGACUAGCGCACAGGACGCGCGCACAAUCGAAACAAUUUACAAGUGCAAUUCGACUUAUUGUCAGGAGUUGACAAUCGAUGAAGGCACCGAUACGAUUGUUAUCACCGAAAUCGAAGAGGCGAAUCAUCAUGCUGAGACGGCGAGUGCAGCGCCUGUGGAUGUCGUGGCAGCGCUGCUGCCGCGUCCACAUAUACGCUGCUGGUCCAUCGAUAUGACAGCCGCUUUGGGCGCGCUUGGUGUGCUGCUUGUCGUCGGCGAUACUUGGUGUGCCGUCACCGAUCCACUGCGCUAUCAUACGCGCAUAUCCAGUUUGAAGACGUGGAUAUUUAUUGCGCUCACUUGGGUGGUGGGUUUGAUGUUUGGCGCGCUGUCUGCCUUUCGUGAGAUCGAUUUUACCACCAAAACUGUGCUGCACGAGCAGCAAGGAUUUGCGGAAAUGAGUUUGAGCUCGGCGAAUAGUAUUUUUGGCAUCAGCUUCGCCUGCGUUUACUUCGUCAUCAUCAUACUGCUGCCGUUCGGCUUCGUGUGUGGCAUGUAUUGGCGCAUAUUUAGUGAAGCGCGUGAGAAUGGCUUGCGCAUGCGCCAGAAUGGUUCAUCGCCGUUGUUGCAAAGCGCGCUCAAUCUGACACAUCAUCAGCAAAGCUCAUCGCUGCAAUAUGCGAAUAUGUGCGCGCAUCGCAACUCCGUUUCAUCGGCGUCUUCGAAUGGUGGCGGCAGCGCUUGUGAACGCGGCGGCCUGCAAAUGCAGAUUGAUCAUCGUAAAAGUUCGCCUGUGUGUGCGCGUCGCGACUCCGCCGCCAAAGUGCUGUUGCCCACCAUCUCCGAUGAUGGUUUGUCAGAUGAGGCGGCGCAACUCGAAUCCGGCGAUUACAACGCCGAACCACUGGUGCCACUCACACAGCAACCCAACUAUGCGGAUCGUAAUCAAAAUAUCCUACUGACGCUACAAGCUGCGAGCGGUGAAAUCAAGCGCAAUUAUUCGGCGCGUCAGCUGCCGUUGCUCGGCACAUCUUCGCAGGAUUUGCUGGAAACGAACAGACUAGAAGGUGUGCGUCAAGUGCAUUCCUCGCCCAAUCUACAUAAGUAUACACAAGAUUCGCUGGAGACCAGCUGUUCGCCGCACCUGUUAGGGCAUGCAGAGUUGCAUCCACACGAUGCCGCUACCAACAACACCACCACCGGCAUACGCCAACAACACUUCGUGUCACCGAACGCGCACAAUCGCCAACACUCGCAUGUGUUGCAAAUACCUUGCCUGCCGCAUAGCUCACCGAAAGCGCUUAGCUACAUGUCAACGCUGCGCCAUCGCCUGUCGAACGCCUCAUCGCUCUUCAAGUAUCGCGAGGAGUCGCGCACAGUGCGCAUCAGCAUUUUAGUGAUCAUUAUGUUCCUGGUUUCGUAUUUGCCUUUCGGCUUCCUGGUCUUGCUGCAGAGUCGACUGCCCAGCGCCAACUUUGAACAUUCCACACAGCUUGCCAUCUUCAUGCUGCUGCUGGGCAAUCUUACGUCACCCUUCAUAUUUGCGUAUCGCAAUAAGCGCGUGCGUCGCGGCGUUAAACGUCUCUUCGGUUUCGAAGUCAGCACGCGUGAGCGUUCGCUGCAGCGUCAGAGCAGUUCCAGCGGACGUGGCAGUGGCUUUCUCAAUCGUCAUUGCGCAGGCACGCGCAACGGCGCCAACAUUCGACGCAACAUCAGCAAAGUGUCCACAUAUUCGUUGAACUCCUGUAAAUUUCUAACACCACAGAAUUCGCUCAGCAGCGCCGUUGUGCCGCCAGCAGCAACGGCUGCCAACCGUCACAGCAGUCCCGCGCGCAUACAUGGCCUACGCCCGAACAGCAGCUGCAGCACGAUCAUCAAUUUCGGCGCGCCACCAGCUAAAGACCAGGCGCUGCCAACGUCACAGCAUCAGCAGCAACAGCAAACAACAGCAGUAGAGGCUACACCAAAGACUGCAACCAAGUCAUGUGACACACCUACCGCUCUCAAAGCCACAUACAUAUUGAACAUGAAUGGCAAUUCACCGAAUGGCACCGCGCGCAUUAGCGAAGCGCUGCCAGCAGCGAAUGGCAAAUUCACGCCAAAGCGCAGUCUAUUUAAGAUCUUCUUUCAAGGUUCAAAGAAUCUGGGCUGCGCUGCAGCGCAAUCAUGCGCGCAAGGCAAAGAUGCUGAAGUGGAACCAGCCGACGUAUGAGCUGUGCAGCAGCAACACAGCCUUGGCAGAAGGCCUAGCGAAAGUCUAAGGUACAGCGUCAUCCGACAGCGUAUCAGCACCAUUGCUUGUGUCAAUCAUCAGCUUAGCUAUGCUACGAGUAUGUACCAAGCCGAUAUUGAGAGGCGCAUACAGCGGUCUGCGCAACGCAGACACGAAUGUGCAGUCCAUAAACGGCCGGCAGCUGACAAAGCAGUAAAUCGAGUGCUACAGCAGUCCGCAAAUGGACACCGACAUAGUCGUCAACACAAUGGCAGCAGCAGCAACAACAAAUGACAGCGUAGCGGUAAGCGCAUUGCAGUCAAACAAGCAGCAACCAGUCAGUAUUAAGUAUAUACUUAUCCACACAUAUAUAUACAUAUGUUUUUUAUGUGCUAAUAGAUUCUAAAUAUGCUAGCGUUAGUUUGAAAAAAAUUCUAACAAGAAACCACGGGCUUUGUUAGUGGGCGUUUUAAGCUGCCGCGCGCGCUCAGCAACUGAAUUCAUAGCAAGUUUGCAUAUAUAGGUAGUUGUGUAUGUGUCUAAAGUUUAUAUUAUAACAGUUUUUUUCUGAAAUGAAAAACAUAAGAAGGCCAAAAUAUGGGCUUGAGCGCGAAAAGUGUGUUACAAAUGUUAAAUUUUGCCAAUAAGAAAGUGAGCUUAAGCAGAUUACACGAUUUGAAAUUGUGAAAAAAUAAUGAAACCAUACAAAGCACGGAGUAUUAGAAAUUUGUAGCUAAUUUUUGCCUAAAUUGUAAUCGAAUUGUAUACAAAUUGUGGCUGAUUCAUACACAAAAUAUAUCUAAAUUUUACCGAAAUUGUAUCUACUUGUAGUACUUUGUAUCAAAUUGCAUUUGUUUGUGCUGAAAAUCUAUCUACUUUGUACCUAAAUCUCUUAAUUGGCCAGAUAUUGUAUAUAUUUCGUACCGUAUGGUGUGAAUCAGUACCGAAGAUGUUGCUAUUAGUAACCAGUAUAUUUUAAUUUUCAACAAAUGUUUUUCCUUACCUAAAAUAUACCAGAAUUGUAUUCGAUUUGUAUCCAUUUCGUAUCCAAUUUAUACCCAAUUUGUAUCGAAAUUCGGUAAACAAAAAAAAUAUUUUACUUAUUUUUAUAAAAAUUUAAAAAUACAUACUUAAAAUUAUGUGUGUUUGCAUAAUUUCACUCAUUGCUUGUAACGCAAGUGCUUCUAUGGCUACACAGAAAACAAAAGUCAAGCGUAAAUUUUAUUUUAAAACAUAAGAAAGGCGUUCAAUUGAUUAUUUUUAUUUGUAUACCUUUGCUUGGGUAUAUUUUUUGUCUUAUUUGUACAAGUGAAAGUGACCUAGAAAAUUGAAAAAUAAAAUAAUUUCCAAAAACAUAUACAAAUAUACGUGCAUGUACAUAUGUAUGAGUAUUAAAAUCCGUGCGAGCUAGAAUUUACUUGUAUAUGUAAAUAAAGUCAAAUUAUAUAAGUCGUUUUAAAUGGCAAGAACUAAACAAAAGUCAAUAUAUACUUAUUUAGUGAGAGGAGAAAAAGUUAACGACUAAGCUUUUAACUAGCAAAAUUCUUUAGAAAAAAUAUUUAACAAGCGGAAAAGUUAGAAUCUAAUGUUAAGGUAUGUGUUUAUAUAGGUAAAAGUCUAGAUUAACGGUAAAUACAGUGUAACACAAGAAUGUAUAGACAGCAGAACAGAUUUACAUUCAUACUACUUAUGUACUCGUAUAUGUUUAUAUAUGUACUUAUACAUAUAUACCAAAUUUGCAUGUUUUGCUGCACUGUAAAUAGUUAAGGUAGUGGAUGUCUAAAAGAGAAGAAGAAAAGUAGUUCACGCUUCAUUUUCGAAUGAUUAAUUACAAUAACUAAACGCUGUUAAUGCUAACUUCAAUUGAACUUUCCAUUUAAUGCAACAACAAAGCUUUAAUUAAACUAGUAACAUUCUAAAAUUCGUAGCUAAUUAAUAUACAUUUAUUGUAUAUGUGCAUAAAUAUAUAUUAUAUACAUAAAAUUAUUUUAUAUAUGUACAUACAUGUGUACAUAGAACGAACACACACACAUGCAUACAAGCAAGCAAAGAAACAAAGUCAACAGCGCCGAAGUAGAGAACAGUACAUUUUAAGUGUAUAAAUAAAAACAACAAAAUAUAUGAGAAAACAUUUAGUAUAAUUUUUCACGCCAUUUAUUUACUCAAAUCCAUUAAAAUUCUAAUUCUGCUUGAAAUGGAAAGUUUUCCGGCAUUUGAGAGGAAUAUUAACAAAAACCAUUAUUGAUCAAUUGAAUUUAAGCAAAAAAGCUAACAAACACAAACAGCAGAGCUUUAAUUUGUAAUAUUUUAUGCUUGCUAUAUUUUUUGUUGUUUUUAUUUUCAUAAAAGACAAUAACUUUUUAUACAUUUUUUUACUAUAAAUUAAAAAAAAUUAUUUUUCAUAAAUUUUUCCCAUAAUUUCUGUGUUAAUUCUUUAAUUUUAACUUUUUAAUCCGUUUUUUUUUAAUUUACAUUUUCCUAUAAUCUUUGCUAUAAUAUUUACUAUAAUUUUGACUAAUUUUUUCUGUAGUUUUCAAGUAUAAAUUUUUCUUUAAUUUUUACUGUAAAAUUUUCCUCUGAAUUUUUCUAUAACUAUAACCAUAAAUUUUCCCAUAAUUUUUGCUACAAUAUUUAUUUUAUGAUUUUUACCACAAUU